This is a messenger RNA of Ochotona princeps (American pika), 736 nucleotides long. It is a transcript of the gene SMCO3, whose product is annotated as single-pass membrane protein with coiled-coil domains 3. Lineage: Eukaryota; Metazoa; Chordata; Mammalia; Lagomorpha; Ochotonidae. The transcript has a single exon. The record is from RefSeq and is a predicted model, not a curated record. The coding region runs from base 5 to 682 and encodes 225 amino acids.
AAAUAUGGCUCAGAGCGACUUCCUCUACCCAGAGAACCCGAGGCGGCGGCAGGAAGUGAGCCGCCUCCACCAGCAGCUCCUUGACUGCUUAUCUGACAGUUUCCAGGUCACCAAUCAGCUGAUCGAGGUUCUAAAUAUGCACUUGGGGUGCAGACUGGAUUUCAUUGAGAUGAAGAAAGACGGGACCAUCAAAGAAAACUGCGAUAUCAUCAUCCGAGCCAUGACAAAAAUCCAAAUGGAACUGCAAAAGGUUGACGAAGCACUCAAAGACAAACUAGAGCCCACUCUGUACAGGAAACUGCAGGAUAUUAAGGAAAGGGAAACGGUAAAGAUUGCAAUGGUACAAAAGAUUAUUUCCGUCAUCCUGGGAGAAGCCACAUCUGCAGCUAGUGCAGUGGCUGUGAAACUUGUGGGCUCCAACGUCACAACUGGCAUAAUUAAUAAGUUGGUCAACGUGCUAACUCAAAUUGGCGCCUCUCUUCUUGGCAGUAUCGGGGUUGCUGUUCUUGGCCUUGGCAUAGAUAUGGUCUUCCGUGCUAUCCUGGGAGCAGUGGAGAAAACCCAACUUGAGGCAGCCAUCAAAAGCUACGAGAAGCAUCUGGUGGAGUUCAAGUCAGCCUCAGAAAAAUAUCAUCACGCCAUUACAGAGGUGACCAAUACAGUGAAACGCCAGAUGAAAUGAACGGCCCUUUGACUUGCCCCUGGCGUAGUUUUUCUAUUACAUUUUCCACCAUCA